AUGCCGGCGCUCGGAGGGGUGAGUCCACACUUAUCAACUUAAACGGUCCGCCGCUCGCCGCAUCCUGGCAGCGGUCCGAGUAACUAUGGAGACAUGUCCUCCCCGUUUCUCUUUUCUGAACAGAUUUAUUCGAGUUCGCUCCGCGUGCUUGGACUACUAAUGCGGAAAACUAAUAUUAUGAAUUGGAACUUCUUUUUUCAUCGCAAUAAACACGGAAAUCUUAUUCAGAUUGCCGAUUGUGAGCUCAUUUACAGCAUCUGGCAAUACAAUGGCAGUAUUUAGUACGUGAUUUUCAGAUCUCAACUUUUUAAUAUGUAGUCUUUUUCAGUGGUCCAUAUGCUUCGGAUGACAUGUACCGAUUCUACCUGGAAGGAAAACUAGAGUUUCCAACCAGAGUUCAGAUAUCUGAAACCAGGAAGAGAGGCCAAAUUGUGUUGUUGGACUAUUUUGGAACAGUGUGUAAGUUUUCAAACGUGAUUGUGACUAGCAAAUCGAAUUUCAUCGCAUUAGAACCAGCUCCUCUUCUUUCGCGCAGCUUUACUCUCAAGUCAGUGACGUAACGUCGUUUCGCUAGUGUAAAGUGUGUAUUUGAACUUUUAGUCAACCUGCCUCUUUCAAGUUUUUCCGUUCUAAUACAAAUCGGCAACCCUACAACUUGACACAAGAAAUGCAAAACUAAUACAUACAAUCUGCAUCUCAUUCCCAUUCCUCAUUGUUUGCAGGUGAUCUCCAAGAUCUCUUCGGACUUCAUUAUUUUUUCCCGAAACGUCUUUCGCAGUUCCGCGGCAAGUGGCCGCUGCCAGAGAUCCACCCCAACGUCUCGCUUCUGGCUCUCGAGCCUAACAACGGCUUCAAUCCGCUCACUUUCAACUUUGCAACGUUUCUGAGCAACCUCACGUGCUCCGACUAUUGCCCAUUUAUCACCGGAGUGGCCGGAGAGGUGCCCGAUGAACAAGUAUUGCCAUGUGAGUGGAAGAAAACGGGAUCCUCUGCAAACAGGUCUUGGGAGAAGAAAAGAGAUUGGAAAGAGAAGGGAUACGGGAGAAAGCGAGGGCAGAUGUACUUUCUGAGAUGGAUUAAACUGCAAUUUCAGGAUGGGAUAGGUGGAAUGACGCAAAUUGUGUAGGAAGAUUGAUAAAAAAGAAGAAUCAAAUUGAGUUUUGAGAAAGAGGAAAGCAGGGCUUGGCAAAAGUUUAACCUAAACCUUUCAAAGGCGUAGCCUUUAGACCCACUUGCAAAAAUCUGAUCAGACUCAAACGUUGCAAACUUCUGGAACUUGGAUUGAAGUAUCUCCAGUCCAAGUUUCAGAUCACUCGGAGUAGCUGGUCCGGAGAUAAUAGCCGGGUUUUUGAACACAGAGAACCUUUAUUUACGCUUAUUUCAGUGUCUUCCGUGCUCGAACUGGCAAGACGUAUUCUGAUGGAGUACAGCAACUUGGAUCUCGACGAGAGACAACAUCUUCACAUCCUUCUUACUGAAGUUUUCUCGCCGGUUAGUCACCAAAAUCGUUCAUCUCUUUUUGAAAAAGUACACUAUUUUUCAGAGAAUCUGCAACGUCUGUCAAAAGUUUAUGGAGGAUCAGCACACCUACAUGAUCCAUGCUCUUUCUGUCAUCCACUUAGAAAACGUAAGAGGACUUUCGAGGAAAGUUAGUACGAUUUUGAUUUCAGGCCGUCAUGAGAAACCACAAAGUAUUCACUGUCGAAAUGGAUUACUUGAAACUCCGCAGAAUGAUCGAUGAAGUCAGAAAGUACACUUUCGACCGCAAAAUGAACAAGAUCGCAACAAAGCUGAGCGCCCGCCAACAAGCCGCUGCCGUCGCCGCCGCCGUCUCCAAUUCCGUCGCCCCCACUGCCAGCACCUCGGCUGCUCCUCAGCCUCCGGUCUGGAACCAGCCUUGGAUCCCCGGAGAGUUCUCCCUUGGACCUCUCCUCCCGCUUCAAUGA
This is a messenger RNA of Caenorhabditis sp. 36 PRJEB53466, 1946 nucleotides long. NCBI's taxonomy places the organism in Eukaryota, Metazoa, Nematoda, Chromadorea, Rhabditida, Rhabditidae. The record is from the annotation of a GenBank genome assembly.